Messenger RNA from Theobroma umbraticum, 504 nucleotides. Lineage: Eukaryota; Viridiplantae; Streptophyta; Magnoliopsida; Malvales; Malvaceae. The record is from RefSeq and is a predicted model, not a curated record.
GUUGUUUCCAUUGCAUGUUGAUUCCAAGCCCCAAGGCCCCUUAAAGCCAUGUCAAAGUAAGAUGUUUGCAAACUCAUGUAAACCAAAAGCAAAAGCAAGAGGAAAGACAUGUCCAUGGCCAAGCUUAGAGCUUCUGGCGUGCAGAUUGUAGCAGAAAAGUUACUAGUUUGCGGUGAUCGAUCAGGUUCAUCAGUCAAAGAUGUGAAGGGAGGACACUUUGCGGUGUUUGCCGUAGAAAAUGACAAGACAAAGAGAUUCGUUGUCCCUUUGAGUUAUCUAAACCAUCCUGGCUUCUUGGUGCUGUUGGAGCAAGCUGCGGAAGAGUUUGGCUUUGUCCAGAAAGGAGCUCUUCGCGUUCCUUGCCAAUGGAGUGAGAUGGAGAGGCUAUUAGCUAAAAAUGCAAGGAGGAUAUGAAUCCCUCUGCUACAAUGCGUGCAUGCGUGCUUUGCUCAAUUUCCUCCCUUUACUAUAAAAAUUUGCUCUUCCAAGUUCAUUCCCAAUUAA